AUAUCCUGUGGGGGAAAAAAAAUAAAAACACAAGAAGGAAGAUCAAUAAAAUGGCGAGGGGUAUAGUUUUAGCAAUUGGGUGUGUUGCAGAAUUUCUAGGGCUGUGUGCAAUAAUUACAAUUGUUGUGGUGGGCAACAAAAUCGGUGGCUUUGCAGCCUUUCCAAGUUUUAACUACCAUCCACUUCUUAUGACUCUGGGCUUCGUUUUCAUAUUCGGUCAUGGAAUUCUGACCUUUCAAAUCAUCAGUAAUCUAAAGUUACACGUGUCUCGUUUAGUUGAGAAACUUAUUCACUUUGGAACACUGUCUAUGGGUUGUGUGUUUAUGUUCAUUGGAUGGAGCUGUGCGGAUAGCAUGGACGGUACAACGCUGUUCCCACAUGGAUUGGAUUAUGAGGGCUCACCACACAGCUGCAUUGGUCUUGCAGCAAUCAUUUUCUUUGGCCUUCAGGGUUUAGUUGGUUUCACAUUUUUCCUGUUUCCUAAAUUUGGAUCUGCAUUACUGCGGCUAAAGGUUGUGAAGAUUCAUCGAUUAUUUGGAUUGUUUUCAUUCUUAAUGGCAGUGGUGGCAACCUUGAUGGGAGCAACUGAAUUGGCAAUGUUACAAUCUUUACAGUCUGCUAGUGAAUCAACUCCAUCCAUCACACCUCUUGUUGUUGUCUUCGUGUCUUGCAUUCUGAUGUUUGCGUUUUCAGUCAUUUCAAUUCAAAUUCAACCGGUAAUGACUGCGGAAGACAAGGACUAUUCACAAACACGAACUGUACAAGAAGAAAUGUCCGAAAUGGUUCAUGACUUGAACAACACAACUUCAGAAUAGAAUAAAAAGCUUACAUAAUGGCGGCACCAGCAUGGGCUCAAGGGAAAUACACAGUGUGACAAGCAUGGACUCCUCCCGUCCUCAGAUAUCACUUGAGGUUGAACUAAAAUAUCAAUUUGCCAAUCCAACUUUUGGAACCAUUUCACAAUUGUUACCAUACUAAACCAUAAUAUGUCUGCCACUUGAACCCCACCAGGAUUUUUACCCCAGAUUGGUGAAGAGGUCCUGGCAGCUCAUAGUUUUGACCCAACUUUGUCAGACUUGUGUCAUUCCUGUCGGCCAAUGUACUUGCAGCCAGAAAUUUUUAAAAGAUGACCAAGAUUUACAAAUUGUUAAAUCAAUAUGAAUUUAUAUACAGCUGUUGGACAUAGGGAGCAUUGUAAUGGAAUUAUUGUGUGUGUGGGUGUGCAUGUGUGUGUGUUUUUACACUGAAAUUUAUAAGUAAUAAGCAAACUCAAAAACUGUACAUUAUGUUGGCAGUGGCAGAUCCAGGAAAUUGAUGUAGGGGGAACACAGGGAGGGAUUUUCACAGAUGGAGGGUGUAGACCACCUUCAACCUGACACUGGUUGGUUCUAAGCUUUGGCAUUUUGAUAGUUUUGGCCAUGUGAAAGAUCCUCUUGUUUUUUAUGAAUAUUAAAGAUGAAGGGGUAAAUCAAACUCCCAGACCAUUAGGUACCUAAUUUGUCAUUGAAAUGACACAGUAACAUAUCUAGGAAUUAUGAAAUGGGGGGUGGGAGCACUGAUAGUGGGGUAAAAAGGUAAAGUGAGGGGACACUACCCGCAAAAUAAAAUGAUACAAGGUCAUUUUUAUCUACUUGAGCGUGAUUGUUUUGCUUCAAACCUUUUCAAUGUGAUGCAACUGGGGGGAACGAGCAUUUUUAGGUGUGUAAACAAUCCUACUCUUUGUCCAUAGAUUGAAUUCUCAUAUUUUGUUCUCAAAAGUUUUACCAAGACCAUAUACUUACAGUGAAUAAUAGUAGGCUUAUAUUUUAGUGUAUUCAAUCAUUGUAUAAAUUGUAUAAAUUAAGCAUUAUUCUUAUUCUUUUAUUUGCCCUAAAAAAAUGAUGAAAAUAUUAUUUGCAUAUAAACGACAGUUUGGGUUCUAGCAAUUCAUUGGAUCAAACAUUCUCUGUCAGACCAACCACUUCAUUGAGGUGAAAGCAUUUCACUGUGGUCAGGGUGGUUCUAGAUAAUGAAUUUUCUGUGCGCAAUUUGGACUGGAAAAAAGCAAAGGACCUGAAAUUAAGUGCUUAUUCUAAUUCAUGUUAUUGUGUUUUUUUUUUAAAUUUAAUUUUAUUUAGUUUAAUGUUAUUAAACAUUGCUUUAUAUGUUUAUUUUCAAACAUCUCUAAGAAAUACUGCCGCUCAAAAAUUAAAAUAUGAAUCGGAAUUACUCAUUUUUCAGAGGUAUUUUCCCCUAAAAAUGACCAAAAAAAUCAUAAAAAACUAAUUUUGAAAUUAAAUUGCUCAAUUUGCAGUAACCGUACACAUUAUUAACUUGAGUAUAGCAAUAAUUGAAUUUAAAGUCCAUCUCGAAUUUAGUCUUUAGUUUUCAAAAGAAGUAUCCUCGAAAAGAAACACAUGGGAUUUUUUUAACGAUAGCAUGGGCUUCUGUUCACCGUAGGCCUACAUGAAUUUUAAAGAAACAAAAUAAUUUAUAAAAAUGCUUGGUUUACACAGUAGUUUAUGUGAUUUAAUGCUGGUUAAUACAUGAUACAAACUGAUGUUACAGUGGCCCUAUUUAUUUAUUGUUUGAUAGUAGUACUGUAAUUUCCAAACUUUACAGCAUUAUUUUUUAAGGAAGCCCCCCCCCCCCUUUCCUUAUUUUGCAGAGUAACCUUGAAUAGAAGCCCAUCUUAAAAAGAAGCCCAUCCAAAGUUUGUCAAAAAAUAACGAAGCCCAGGGCUUCUAUUCAAGUUUUUACGGUAUGUGUGAGCAUGAGUAAUGCCAGCAGGACAACCCCUUUUGAAUGAUUCAAAAUUGCUCUGUCCCAACCAAUUUAUGUUGUCAUAGUUAAGUUGCUCUGCUCAGUCCCCAUGUUCCUGAAAUAAUUGUAUAAAUGUAAUACUGUGUUUAACAUGUUCUUAAGUUAUUAGCUCU
Molecule: messenger RNA, 2915 nt
Organism: Anneissia japonica
Lineage: Eukaryota; Metazoa; Echinodermata; Crinoidea; Comatulida; Comatulidae
Product: cytochrome b reductase 1-like
Exons: 4
Coding region: 51-815 (254 amino acids)
Molecular function (GO): oxidoreductase activity
Source: RefSeq, a predicted model, not a curated record